AUGAAGGGUCUUGUGCUUCUCGGCCUUGCCGUGGUGGCGCUCGCCGCCGGUGCAGGCGUCGCCCAGCCGGUGGUGCCGGCGGUGUUCGUGCUGGGGGACUCGACGCUGGACGUGGGGAACAACAACUACCUGCCCGGGGAGGACGUACCCAGGGCCAACGUGCCUUUCUAUGGCAUCGAUUUCCCCAGCGGCGCGAAGCCCACCGGAAGGUUCAGCAACGGCUACAACAUCGCGGACUACAUCGCUAAGAAUCUGGGGUUCGAGAGAAGCCCUUUGGCCUAUCUGGUGCUCAAAUCGCGCAAUUACCUCAUCCCUAGCGCUCUGACAAGAGGCGUAAGCUACGCUUCGGCUGGAGCUGGGAUCCUAGACUCAACGAAUGCGGGGAACAACAUUCCGCUGUCAAAGCAGGUGCUCUACUUUGCGUCAACCAAGGCGGAGAUGGAGGCUGCUUGGGGAACCCGCAAGGUCUCCAUGCUCCUAGCCAAGUCUUUCUUCCUCCUUGGCAUUGGCAGCAACGAUCUAUUCCAAACCAACCCAAAGUCCCCAGCUGAAGUCGCCGCGCUCUAUGCCACCCUCGUCUCCAACUACUCUACUGCCAUCACUGAUCUGUAUGGGUUGGGGGCGAGGAAGUUUGGGAUCAUCAACGUGGGCCCAGUGGGGUGCGUGCCGCGGGUGCGUAUACUGAAUGUGACAGGGGCGUGCAACGACGCCCUGAACCUCUAUGCUGCUGGUUUGGCCGCCGCCGUGAAGUCGGCGCUCACCACCCUCGCGCCAAAGCUCCCCGGUUUCGCCUACUCCCUUGCCGACUCCUUUGCCGCCUCACAGGCCAUCUUCUCCAACCCGCAGUCAGUCGGGUUCAUGAGCUCGGACAGUGCGUGCUGCGGGAGCGGAAGGCUAGGCGCAGAGGGCCCAUGCAUCAAGAAUGCCACGUUGUGCGGCAACCGAGACACGUACUUUUUUUGGGACUCAGUCCACUCCACCCAGCGGGCUGCAGAGCUAGGGGCCGAUGGAGUGUUCAAUGGCCCGGACCAGCUUACCACGCCCAUCAGCUUCAAGCAGUUAGCCUACAAUAUAUAA
Messenger RNA from Lolium rigidum, 1077 nucleotides. Its product is annotated as GDSL esterase/lipase At5g55050-like. Gene Ontology annotation, molecular function: hydrolase activity, acting on ester bonds. NCBI's taxonomy places the organism in Eukaryota, Viridiplantae, Streptophyta, Magnoliopsida, Poales, Poaceae. The record is from RefSeq and is a predicted model, not a curated record. Bases 1 to 1077 code for a protein of 358 amino acids. The transcript has 5 exons.